This is a messenger RNA of Lates calcarifer (barramundi perch), 1119 nucleotides long. It is a transcript of the gene cmtm8b, whose product is annotated as CKLF-like MARVEL transmembrane domain containing 8b. The transcript has 4 exons. The record is from RefSeq and is a predicted model, not a curated record. Gene Ontology annotation, biological process: myelination. Gene Ontology annotation, cellular component: membrane. The coding region runs from base 40 to 552 and encodes 170 amino acids. NCBI's taxonomy places the organism in Eukaryota, Metazoa, Chordata, Actinopteri, Centropomidae. Gene Ontology annotation, molecular function: structural constituent of myelin sheath.
CCUCACAGAGAGCACACACACCAUCUGUGUCAGUGCACCAUGGAGAGAGCUGCUGUGGUGUCGGGCCGCAGGAGUCCCUCAGUACCAGAGUACAACAUCUCGACCUCCACCUUGUCCUUCGACCAACAUUUCACCACAACUGCUGAAGGAAUUCUUCUCCUGGCUGAGAUAGUGUGUGGUAUGUUAGUGUGGAUUCUGGUUGGGGGUACAGAGUAUUUUCAACUGUCUGCCCUGUGCUGGGUGAUGUUUGUUGCCAUCUUGUGCUGGGUUCAGACGGUUUUCCUGUUUAUAAUUUACCUCACUGGCGCUCACAAAAGGAUAUCACAGAUCCCUUGGACUACUCUGUCGCUAUGUUUGAACUGCAGUGCAGCAGCACUCUAUCUGGUGACAGCAGUGGUAGACGCUCUGUCAGUUAACCAGGCCAUUAAGGGGCGACACAACUACAACUGCUGGGCAGCAUCUGCAUUCUUUGCUUUUCUGACCACACUGUGCUAUGCAGGAAGCAGUUACCUGAGCUAUCGUGCCUGGAAAACCACAGAAGAGGAGCAGUAGUCUCAUGUCUCAUGUUUUAUGACAACAUUGAUCAGGCUUUCUGCAGUAUGAGGAACAUGUCUGAUGGAGAGAGAUUCAAUUUCUGAUAACACAAGGCCUCAGUCAAAUUAAAACUUGUAUAGAAGAAUAUAAUGAAGAAUAAUAAAGCAGAGGUCAUUGAGAACAUAUAUCAGUUUCAAACUUUCAAAUUGUUUGCUGCUGUAUGUGACUAAGUGCAUAUUGUCCCCACUGUGGAAACAAAAUAAGACAAAAAAGGAGAAAAUAUUGGGUACAGGUAUUGGGUAAUAGACCAUCAGAGUUCAAUCUUUCUUGACUCAUUACUCUUUUUACAAGUGUUUUGCUUCAUUAUUACUACAUCCAAACAAGCUGUUUUUACUUUAUUUUCACAAGAGGAAAAAAGCCUGAAUCGUACAUUUCACAAAAUGUUGUAUGUUGCAUGCAACAGAAUUUAAUAAGGCAAACAUUUUACAUUAAAAAUAUGGAAACAUAAAAACCAUGAAUAAUCUCUUGUUAUCCUUACAGUUUCCACAAAAUACAUGUGGUUUUGAUUAAAGGUGUGAUAUAUUA